Messenger RNA from Aspergillus wentii DTO 134E9, 627 nucleotides. RefSeq lists its product as uncharacterized. The transcript is spliced from 2 exons. Bases 1 to 627 code for a protein of 208 amino acids. NCBI's taxonomy places the organism in Eukaryota, Fungi, Ascomycota, Eurotiomycetes, Eurotiales, Aspergillaceae. The record is from RefSeq and is a predicted model, not a curated record.
AUGACGACGACUGCUCAAAGAGCCGGUGAUGUCGUCAAAUCUCCUUUGCCCGAUCUACAGCGAGGACAGCACGAGACUAAAAGCUCUGCUUUACACCAGGAGGUGUUUGUUGGAAAUCUAGUGAAUUGGCGCUUCAGAAAUCAAGUUCUACAGUACUCCCAGGCCACUUACUGGUCCGGUUACAAAAGGCUCGUCACACACAAGCCUUCUUCCUCGGCCCAAUCUACAAUAUACCAGGAGCGUUAUGUUUGUGGCGAUGAAGACGGAGUUCAGAGACGUUUCACCCAAACCUUGGCCCAAGUGAUGACUUCGGUUUGUCAUGCUGCAAAUCUGCAGAUAGCUUUUGGUGACUAUACGGCGUGUGUCCCACAAGUGAUUCCAUCAAGGAAGCCUGACAUUGUCUGCUUGUCAACUACCACAGGGCAACUAAAAGUUGUGGGGGAAAUAAAAACUCCCUGGGUGGAGGAGCACGGUCUGCAAAGAGCUCAACACUUCGCAAACAAAAACUACAUGAAGAUGCUCGGUCAAAUAGCAUCUUAUAUGCAGGAAGGGCAGGUCAAAUUUGGCUUCUUCACAAAUUACAAUGAAACCAUUUUCCUAAAACAAGAGUUGCUAAACGGCCAAUAG